Molecule: messenger RNA, 8685 nt
Organism: Plasmodium gallinaceum
Lineage: Eukaryota; Apicomplexa; Aconoidasida; Haemosporida; Plasmodiidae
Product: conserved Plasmodium protein, unknown function
Exons: 1
Coding region: 1-8685 (2894 amino acids)
Biological process (GO): interstrand cross-link repair; double-strand break repair via homologous recombination
Molecular function (GO): double-stranded DNA binding; single-stranded DNA binding
Source: RefSeq, a predicted model, not a curated record
AUGAAUGAAAAACAAAAAAAAAAAAUUAUUAAAAUUGUUGAAAAUGUAAAGUAUUUUCAAAAUGAAAAUUUGUUACUUGAAAAUUUAAAUACUCUUGACAAGAAUAUUAGCAAACAGGAAAAUAAUAUAGUUAUAGAACUUAUAGAUAUAUUCUUAGAUCAAAAUAGUUAUUGUUAUGAUGAAAAUUAUCUAUUUAAUUAUAACAAACUAAAAAAAGGAAAGGAAUUAAACUUAAAUGCAGGUAAUAACAAAAAAUCAGAAUUUUCACAACAAUUUAAAGUAUAUGUUAAAAAUAAAAAUGUAGAAAAAAUAAAUGAAGAAGAUGUUUACUAUUUUUCUUUGAAAAAGAAAAAUAUAUAUAAUUAUGAUCGGGAAUUUAUAAAUACCAAGAAAAUACUAUUUCAUUACAUAUGUAACAAUAUACUGAAUCAUUCUGUAAAUAUAAAUUAUUUGAUAGAUAAAAUAUAUGCAGAUUUUCAAAUUAAAAAUACUCAAAAUAAUAUAAAAAAUAGAAAUCAAAUAAAUCAUAUAAUAUACCAUGAUGAUAUAUUAAAUAUAUUAAUUGAAACUAUUUUUAAGCUUUUUAUUAGUGAUAAGGAAUAUGAUCAAACAUGUGGAGAAAAUAAAAAUUUUCAUAAAAAACAAAUUCAAAAAAGUUAUUUAAUGCAUACAAAACAACAAACAACUCAUAAGGAUCAUAUAAUAGAAAAUCAAUCAAUAAAUUAUUUAAACAUAUUAAAAAAAUUGAUUCUCAUUAAUAAAAAUUUCGUUAAAAAUAUUUUUUAUAUUUUUUUAAAGAAUAUGGGAAAAUUGAAAGUUAAAAAUAUAAAUAAAAUAACUAGAAAUAUUUUAAAAAUUUUUAAAGAAAUAAUUUGCUACUGUGAUGAAUUUGAAAUAAUAACUGUGUAUAAUAUUUUUUUAAAUAAUAAAGCCGUUGAUAAAAAUAGGGUUUUAUAUAAUUAUAUUAUUAUACUUUGUCUUAUAAAUUUGAAAAAUAUACACAAUACUUAUAAUUUAGAAUUAUGUAUGAAAUUUAUUUCAGAUAAAUUGUCGUUAAAUAAUAAAUAUUGUACAAAAGAUAUUACAUUUAUUGAAAAAAAUGAAUAUAAAAAAAGAAAGCAAUAUAAAUGUAAAAAAAAUGAAGAAGAAAAUAAAAAUGAUAUGUAUAAGAAUGAAGAAAAUGAUGCUAAUGAAGAUGAAGAUGAAAAUGAAGAUCAAUGUGAGGAUGAGGAUGAGGAUGAGGAUGAAGAUGAGGAUGAAAAUGAGGAUGAGGAUGAGGAUGAGGAUGAAAAUGAAGAUGAGGAUGAAGAUGAGGAUGAAGAUGAGGAUGAAAAUGAAGAUGAAUGUGAGAAUGAGGAUGAGGAUGAAAAUGAAGAUGAGGAUGAAGAUGAAGAUGAAGGUGAUGAUGAACAUGUUGAUAAUAAAAGUGAUAUUGAUAAAAAUUAUAAUGAUGAAGGAAAAAAAGAAAAUAGUAUAAAUGAUAGUGAAAGACAGUGGAAUAAUGAUUAUAAAUACACGAAAAGUUUUAACAAUUUAGAAGAAAUUAAAAAAAGAAAAAAGUUAGCUAUAUUUUUAUUAAUGUUUGCAGUAAAAAUAUGUGAUAUAAGUUACAUUAAUGGAUGUAUAGAUAAGUUAAUUAUAGAUUUUUUAUAUUUAUUGAAAAAUAAUUUGUAUUCAUUAAAAAAUAAAGUCUAUCAUAUUGUAAAAACUAUAAUUUUCUUAUUUGUAUUAGUAUUUCAUAAUUUAAAUAUUGAUAAUAAUAAAACAAUUAUAUAUAUUUUAAAAAUUUUGGAUAUUUUAUUAGAAAUUUAUUACAAAAAACAGUUAAUAUAUAAAGAAUAUCCGAAAAUUUUAAAAAAUAUAAAAGUAAAUAACGUAAAGAAGGAUGAGCAAUUAAUGGUAUCAUAUGAAGAAAUUUCUUUGUUAAAUAAUAAAAAUUUUAAAGAAAUUUCAGGAAAAAAAAAAGUAAAUGAAUUAAGUUCAUUUAUAAAAAGUAGUGAUUGCGAAAAUAAAAAAAAAAGUUACGAAGAAGAAAAAAUAGAUUAUUCUGAUUUAUAUGGAAUUAAUAUUUUUGAAUUUAAUGUAUCUCCCCUUUUAUUAUUUUUAAUAAUACCUAUAAAUCUUGAAUAUAAUGUGAAUCAGAAAAAUGAUGAUGUUAAUAGUAUUAAUAAUAAAAUAAUUAAAUUAUCAACAAGAUUAAAAAAUAAAUGGAUAUUAUACUUUAAAAAUUAUAACAAUCACUUCUUAAAUCAUUUAAAAACAAAAGAAAAAAUAUGUAUGAAUCAAAUAAAAAAAGAAAUAAAAGGAGGCUAUAACGUUUUAGAAAAUAUAAGAGAAGAAAUUAAAUAUUUAAUUAGUGAUGUGGAUAAUUUUUGUGAAGAUGAAAUAUUAAAUAUUUUAUGUUUCAAUAAUAUAUUAUUUUAUAUAUAUGACGUAUAUGUAAAUAUUGAUUUAAUUUAUUUAAUUCGCUUUUUUACAUUAUGUCAAAAUGAAUAUAAUUUUCAUUAUAUAAAUGUUGAAAGAGUAAAUUAUGAAUUUAAUGUACUUUUAAAUUCUAAUACAAAAUUAUGCAUUAACACAUUUGACAAUUUAAAAACUGAAUAUAUAUCUAAAUGUAAUUGUAUAUAUAUUAACUUACUAAUAUUAUCAUUAUUUGAAUAUAAUUUAUUUUUUGUUUUUAAAUUUAUAUCUUAUUAUUGCCUUAUAAAUUCAUCGGAGCUGUUAAAAUUUAUUCCUUCUUUAUUAUUUAUAUACAAUUUAACAUAUGACAACUGCUCUAUAGAUAAUAAAAAUUUCAAAGCCAGAAAAUUUGUAAACAAUCGUAUGUAUGAAAAAAAUAUGCAUUAUGAAUUUAUUUUAAGAAGUUUAAUUUUAAAUGUUUUAUCAAAGAUAGGAAGUAGCAACAACAAUAUACCUAUUGUAUAUAAUUGUGUAUAUUUUUUAUUAAAUAUGAAAAAUAAUGAUAUUAAAGAAAGUUGUAUCAAAUAUAAUAGUAAUGAAAAUGAAAAAAGUAAUGAUAAUAUUAAUAAUAGCAAUGCUAAUGUAGGUGAUAAUAAUAAAUAUGGUAAUAAUGUAUCUUUUGAAUAUAAAAAUAAUUAUAAUAAAUUAUAUCUUUUAUACAGUUAUGAUAAAUUAAUUGAUUGCAAUGAAAAUAUAAUAAGUAAAUAUUUUAAUUAUAUAGAAAAUAUAAUGAAUUUAGAAAAUGAAAUUGAUAAUGAAGUGAAAAAUAAAAUAAUAAUACGUGAUAAAAUGAAUAAUAAAGUUAUUAAUUGUUUAAAUGAAGAUAUUGCAUUAUUUUUUGAUUUAAAAAAUGUAUUAAUUUUAUUAAAAGUUAGUAGAUUUUAUAAUGUUAGUAAUUAUGUAAGUAUAAUUAUUAAAUCAAUAAAUAAAUGUUUCAGUAAAUAUAAAAAUAAAGUACUUUAUAAUAAUGUUUAUCAUAAAUUAGAAGACAAUAUAAUAAAAAUAUGUAUUCUAAUUUUAAUUAUUUUAUCCAUGAAAAAAUAUGUAGAAUUCGAAAUUAUUUAUAAUUUAUUAAAAAAAAACUUUUUAAAGCAAGAAUAUAAUGAAUUUAGAAUUUGUAAUACUAAUAUCUUUUGUUUUAUUUUAAUAUUUACAAGAUUCUAUAUAAACCAUUUGUUAUAUAAAAAGGAGAAAUUAUAUAAUGAACAAUAUGAUAUUUUGUAUUAUACAAAAAUAAAAUAUAUUUUAAAAGAUUUUACAAAAUUAAUAAGUUUAAAUAAUAAUAGAAUAUUAGAAGAAAUCGUUAACGUUAUAUCUACAAUAUAUCCAAUAUAUUAUAAAAGCUUUAAUAUUAAUGAAGAAAAAACAAAUAUAAAUUAUGAAAAUUUAAAUGAAAAAAAUGAAAAUAUAACUUCUUAUGAGUUAAACAUAUAUGAUAAAAAAGAUUUAAUGAAUAUAUAUUUUGAUAAAACCUUUGUAUAUGAAUCAUUUUUGAAAUGCAAACCAUAUAAUAUAUAUGAAAAUUUUCAAAAAAUAAUUCUUAAAGAUGAAAUAAACGAUAUUCCUUUAUUUCAUUUAAGAAAUAUUAAUACAAGCAAAAAUGAUCAUUUAAUAAGAGUAUUUUAUAAGUUAUUUAAUACGAAUAUUAAAAAUGAUAAAAAUUCUAAUUUUAAUUAUUACUUCAAAUUACUUUUUACUGAAAAAUUUCAAAAUAUUGAGGAAAUAAUUUUUAUUUUUAAAAAUUUGUAUUUCUUUAAUUUUCAUUAUAUUUCAUUAUUUUUUUAUAUAUUAGAUUUUUUUUUUCAAAAACUAAAAAAAAAAGCCGAAGAAAAUGAAGAAUUUAUUUUGGAAUUUAAGAAUAUCAAUAAUAAUUUGAAUUUAUAUGAUAAGGAAGAUAAAAAAACAAAAAUCAAAAAAAGUGAAAAUGGACAUAAAGGUAAUAUAAAUGAAAAAGAAAACGAAAAGAUAAUGAAAGAAAAUGACAAACAGAAAUCAAGAAAAUAUAGUGUAAAUAAAAAUUUAAAUGCAUAUUAUGAGAUUAUUUGCAAUAAUAUAUAUGAAAAGAUUAAAAUAUUGAUUAAAAGUGAGAAUUUAAACAUAUAUGUAUUUUAUCCAUUAUUAAGCAUAUUAUGUAAACAUAACAGUGAUAUAAAUGAAAUAUUAAAUUUUUUUUAUGAAAAAAUUGAUACUUAUAUGAAAGACAAAGAAAACUUACUUAUCAACAAAAAUGAAAUGAUUAUCAUUUUUCUUUGUUUAAAUUAUAUACAUAUUAACGUUUCUCAAAUACCCAAUUUUUAUAAUUAUUUAAUGGAACUCUUUAAUGAAAUACAAGAUCAAAGUAUUAAAAAUAUACUUUUAUUUUGUUUAAGUUCAUGUUGUUAUUAUACAAAUAUGAGUUAUAAUGAUAUUAUUACAGUUUUGAUGAGCCAUAAAAAUUAUUUAGAAUACAUAUUAAAAUAUGAUGAAGUACAAUUAUCUUCUUCGUUAGAAUGUUUAGAAAAAAAAAAUCAAAAUAAUGAAAAAAACUUAAAUAAUGAUAUGUGUAUGGAAAAUUGUAGCUAUGAAAAUAAAAAGAAAUUUUACUCUUAUGACUAUUUCUUUUUUUUUAUUUCUCUAAGCAAUUUAUGUUUUUACUUAUAUAAACAUUAUAACAAUAGAAAAUUUGAUGAAAUAAUUGGAAAUAUAUAUAAUACUAUAAUAAAUAUAUUGGAAGUAAAUAUAAACGAUGUUAUUAUUAGUUUAAUUAAUAUUAUGAUGUAUUUAUAUAUUAAGAAAAUUAUAGAUAUAUAUGAAAUAAUAAAUAAAUUACAAAUUAUAAUAGAAAAUAUAAAUAAAAAUCUAAUUAUAUUUGAUUCGAAAUACAUAUUAUAUUCAUUAUGUUGUUUUUAUAAUUUCUUAACGUUCUAUUAUAGAAAAAGUUUUAAUUGUUUUAUAUAUGAAGAUUGUAAUAUAAGUAAUAACUUAAAGAAGUCACUCAAAUUUGUUAUACAUAAUUUAAAUAAAAUUAUUGUAAGAUAUUUUGAAGAAUUGGAAGAUAAAAAUAUUAGUUUGAUUUCAUACACUAGCUUAAUAGGUGUAAAAAAUUUUGGUGAAUUUAUCUAUUCUGAUUAUUUUGAUACUAAUGAUUAUAGUAACAUGAUUAUUUUAUUUAUAAAUAGAUAUAUAAAAAAAGAUUUUGAAAUAAAGAAAAGCAUAAAUGUAACAAAUAAUAUUUUAGCUGAUGAAUCAGAUAGUGAGAAUUAUAUUAUAUCUAAAAAUAUAAAUAAGAUUGAGAAUAUUUCAUUAGAUGAUAAAAAUUUAUUUAUUUAUAAAAAUAAUAAUUAUAAAUUAAAAAAUGAUAUUAUAAUAAAUGAUCAUAGUAUCAUUUUAGUUUUUAUCUACUUAUUUUGUUAUAAAUAUUAUGAAGAAUUAAAUUGUUCUUUAAUUAAUAUUGAAAAUUUAAAUAAAAAACAUAUGCUAUAUUAUUUGUAUUCUUACAUAUUAACUAUUGAAAAUUAUUUAAAAAACUUUUUGAAAACUAGCAAAAUUUUAGAUAUACAUGAAAAUCUAACUAUGAAUGAAAAAGAAUAUGAAGAAAUUAAAUUGAUUAUAUUAGAUGAUAACAAAAAAAAUAAAACAUUUUACAUGAAUUUUUUUUGUAAUGAAUUAUAUGAUCAUUUAAAUAACUUUUUGAAAACAAUGAAAUUAAUAAAUUAUAUUAAACUUGAUGUAGAAAUAAAAAAUAACAUUUUUAAUAUAUAUUCUUAUAUAUGCAAAUUUAUAAAAAUUCUAUAUAUUAUUUUGGAUUUAAUAUUAAAUAUUAUGGAAAAUAAAAAUGAUAUAAAACAAUAUUAUAAUAUUUAUAAAAACAUUAUAAAAAAUUUACAAGUGUUAUAUAAUUGUAGAAUUAUUAUAUUUGAUUAUUUUUCAAUAUUUAGUGAAUUUAAUAAUUCCUAUAGUAAUAUAUUUUGUAAUUUUAGUAAUUACUUUCAUGAAUUCAGUACAUAUGAGAAAUAUAUGUAUAUUAAAAGCAUAACAAAUUUUAAAAAAAUUAAAAAAGAAGAAAUUAAGUUUCUUUUUCUAAAUAUUCUGAAAAAGGCUCCUUUAUUUCAUGAAGACACUUCAUUAUGGAUAUAUGCUAUAUCUAUUCUAAAAAUUUUAUUAAAAAAAAUAUAUAAAAGUGUAAAAAAAGAAAGAAAUAAUUAUUUUGAUUUAUUUUCUUAUAUAAAAUUUUCAUUUAUUACAGUAUUUAAUGAAACAGUUUUAACCGUAUAUAAAGAAAAUUAUUAUAAUCAUUAUUCAUUAUAUGAAAAUACAACAGAAAUAAAGGAAGAAGAAUCGUUAUGUGAAAAUAUGAAAAGUGACUGCUUGAAGCUAUUUGAAGAUGAUACAAAUAAGGAAAAAUUAAACAUCAGUAAAACAAAAAAUACAAUUAUUGAUGGAAAUAAUGAUCAUGUAAGAAAGCAAGAUAGGAUAGCAAGUAAUUAUAAACUUAUUUAUUUAGAUAUUCCUCUAAAUGUUAUGAUGUGUAUAGCUGAUUAUUUAUUAUAUUUAUUUAAAAUUAUAAUUAAAGAAAAAUUAGAUAGUGAAAUAAAUAUUGAUGAAAUGAUAAAAUUUUUUCCAAUUCUCAUCCAGGGUUAUAUUACAUUAAAAUUAAAGGAAAGUUUUAAAAAAUUAAAUUUUAUUAAAAAUAGAAUGUUAUUUCAAUCAUUUAAAUAUAAUUUUACUUUUAAAGAAAAUUUACAAAAUUUUUAUUAUGUUCACGAAGAAUAUAGAAAAGAUGAAAAAGUUCUCACAUUAAAAUUUAAUUAUAAUCAAUUAACCGAAUAUUUUCAAAAUACCUUUUUGAUAAGGGAAUGCAUAUAUUUAUCAUAUAUUUAUAGUCAUUUUGAUGGAAAAUGUAAAAUACUUGAUAAUUUAUUAUCAAUGUAUAAUCUAAUUAAUAUAAAUAAAGAUUACUUAUAUAUAAUUAUUACUUCAUUUGUUUAUUUUUCAAUGAAAAGCAGUAACUUUUCUUUUUUUAUAAAAAAUGUUCUAUACGAUUUUUAUGUUAGUAAUGAAUUAAUUGACAACUUAAAAAUAAUUUUAACAAAUAUAGAAUCAAAUACUUAUACUGACUCAGAAUGUUAUAAUCAUGAAAAAAAAAAAAAUAAUGAAGAUAUAUAUGAGGUUUUAAAUAAAAAAAGUGAUUCAUAUAACAAAAAUAUUACAAAUGGAGAUACAAAAAUAAGUAAAAAUAUAAAGGAAUGCAUGAAUUCAAAAAUGUUUUUUAUUAUUGAAGAAGAGUUCAUAAGAACAAAAAUGAGAAAUUCUUUUCAAAAAUACAAAAAUAAAUUAUUAAAAGAAGAUAAUUUAGUAAAAGAAAUAUUUUUAAAAGAAGAUUUUUUUUUUCUAAAAAAACUAGGAAUAUAUUAUUUAAUAAAUAAAAGUGAAAAAAAUACAAGUUUAAGAAAAAAAUAUAAUAAAUUGCUUUCCUUUUUCUACAGAAAAGAAAAACACGAUUUAUUUAUAAAAUUCUCUGAUGUGUGUAUAAAUGAUAAAAAUAUUAAGAAAUAUGCAGAUAGUCAGGAUUUAAUUGAUAAUUCUUAUUUUAACAGUAAUUUUUUUAAUAAAAACAUUGAAGAUAACUCAUUUAUUUCAGAUAUGCAUGAACUAUUUUCAAAAUAUUUGAGUGUUCCUAUAUUUAUGAAGGACAUUUUUACAUUUUUUGAAUUAAAUUUAAAUAAAAAUAUUUUGUCGAAUAGCUUUAAUGAAUUAUUCAAUGAAACAACUGAUAAAAAACAAAAAACAACUAGUAAUGAUUCAGAUAGUUCUUCAUCAAAUUCUACCACGAAAAAGGACGUUGAAAAAUUCUUAUUUGUACAAAAGCAAAAAAAAAAAAAAAAAAAUUUAUUAUAUGAUAACAGUAUAUUGAAUUAUUUAAAUAAUAGAAAUUUCUGUGUUAAUAAUUAUGAGUUAUUUAUAGCUAAUAUUUGUUUUAUGAACAAAAAUAUUAAAAGGAUGAUAUUUAAAAAAGAUAUGUAUAAUAAAAAAUUCAUUCUUCAUAAAAAUUGUUGUAUGAAUCAUAUAAAUGACCAAUUUUAUUUAUUUCAGACUUUUUUUAAGAAUUUAAAUUUAUUUUUUAUGUUUUUUUCUAAGAGUUUCAUAUUGAGCAACUCUGAAUUUUUUUAUGCUGAUAAUAAAAAUCAUUUAAUAAAUAAUGCAAUAAAUUCUCUUUUCGAAAAUUACAAAACUAAAUACGAAUAA